This is a messenger RNA of Trichosporon asahii var. asahii CBS 2479, 435 nucleotides long. RefSeq names its product 50S ribosomal protein l36. Gene Ontology annotation, biological process: translation. The record is from RefSeq and is a predicted model, not a curated record. NCBI's taxonomy places the organism in Eukaryota, Fungi, Basidiomycota, Tremellomycetes, Trichosporonales, Trichosporonaceae. Gene Ontology annotation, cellular component: ribosome. Gene Ontology annotation, molecular function: structural constituent of ribosome. The transcript is spliced from 2 exons. Bases 1 to 435 code for a protein of 144 amino acids.
AUGUUCGGCUUCGUCCGCCUCCUUGCCGGCUCCUCGCGCCAGUGCAGCACGCACGCACGCGCCAUGCCCCGCAUGGCUGCCGUCGCCGCCCGCCUUCCCCUCGCCCGCCCCAUGGCGCCUCCGAUUGCCGCCCCCCAGGCCCUCAAGGCUGUCGGCCAGAUUCGCGGCAUGAAGGUCAGGAGCAGUGUCAAGAAGUUCUGCGAUGGCUGCAGCGUUGUCCGCCGCGGCCACAUUGAGUACUAUUUGCACUGCAUACCUUGCGCGCCGACGAUGGCGUGUGAUGUACUCAAGGUGUACGCUCAAGAACUCCUUGGCGGCCUUCAAUUAGUGACACUGGCUAUCCAUACGUCUUUGACAGCCGCUGACUUUGGCAGUAAGGGAAGAAUCUACAUCGUCUGCUCGAAGAACCCCAAGCACAAGCAGCGCCAGGGUUAA